Molecule: messenger RNA, 4536 nt
Organism: Amoebophrya sp. A120
Lineage: Eukaryota; Dinophyceae; Syndiniales; Amoebophryaceae
Source: the annotation of a GenBank genome assembly
GCACAACCGUGUAUGUAAUAAUCAGCAGUGAGCACAACUCGUUGUGAAGCUUUCCAUUCCGAAAUCAUCUAGCAGUAUGCAAGCGGGGUCUUGCAGCCAGAAGAAAAAGAUGGUUCGGCGCCGAGCCCCUCGCGCCUCUGCCUGAGCAAGCAGAUGCGCAGGGGCAGGGCUGUGGUACGGCUGCCGGGGCUGCGUAGCAACCCGUGCUGGGUACUGCGACGUUUUUGAUCACCCCUACAGGAAAUAAGGCAUUCCCAGUAGAGAGAAUGCAGCGUCUUCUUCGCCUAGCAUGUCCGGUGCUCUGCUUCCUGCUGCGGGAAUGCGGUGGGAUCGGGUUUCAAAACCUUGCGCCCCCAAGCUACAAGUAUCGCGAGGCGAAAGAGGCGGCGAUGCGAGAGGCGGCGCUCCGGAACGCUGGGACGGCCAGAAAUGCUUUGAGUGAGAUCCUCACCGCGCUUUUUGAGGUGAAGGAAGCGAGCUUCAACCAGCAUGAAAAGGAGAAGAAAGCGUUCGAGAGGAAACAACGAGGAUGUGGGAGCAAGUUGCCGCAGUUGCAGUCCGGCCUGCUGAAAGGCGACCAGGCCGUGGUUGCGGCGAAAAAGGUGUUGAAGGACGUGAAGAAGGGACUGGAGAAGUGGACGGGGUUUUUGGAGAAAGUCAACGGGAAGAUCCAGGGUCAGGAGCGGGACUUGGAGCAAAAAAAGCGGGACCUGGCGGCGGCGAUUCGCAGCGUUGAGGGGGAGGAGCGGGAGAAGAAGCAUGUUUUAGCGGAGCUUUUACGCGCCGCAGAAAUGCAGCGAUCGCCGUCCUCGACGGCGCAGGACAAGAUCCGAGAAAUUUUGCAAGCUUUGAAGCUUCCGACGGACAAUCUGGGCAAAGUUGAGGAAUUUGCGGAAGACGCGGGAACGGAGCUCGAUGAGGUCCGGAAGAGAAAAAAAGACGCAAAGAAGGACCAGGAGGUGUUGCAUCAAGCACUCUUUGUUUUGUCGCAUCAUUUUGUGAAAAAUGUAUAAUGUGUCUUGCUCGAACUCGAACAAACCUCCAUCUUGGUAUGAGAAGAAACAAUCUGGAUGAUCAUGAUGCCUAGAUAAGACGCUCCUUCACAAAUACUAAAUCGAUAAAUGCACAAACCCCACCAGCUGGCCCUCCAUCAAGCGAAGCAAACCGCUGAGAAGCUGCAGGAGAGGAAGGAAGAAGCUCUGGCACAGAUCAAUCAGCUCGAGGAGCGGGCAGCGGGCGGCAAAGACGACCUGCGCAUGGCGGAGAAGCAGUUGGACCAACUGAGCAAGUCGGCGGAGGAUCAGGAGGUGCUUUGCGGCGUUGCCAAAUACGAGUGGGACCAGUCGACGAAGCAGUUCGCACAGCAGAUGAAGGACUUCUUUUUCGCGGAGAAGAUGCUCGGGAAGACGGAGGAAAGCGUCAAUUCAUUUUUGUCCCUGGAACAGCACGACAACGAACAGAUGAAGCUGAUGCGGGAGAACGCUGAGGAAACGACGAGCAGCACGAGUAAGCUAGACGGAGCGGAAACAAGCACUGUUGCUGCAGCGGCCGCGUCAUCUUCUUCUUCAACAAAACAGCAGAAGUCCAAUUCUCUUCUUCCCUGGAGGAAAAGCGAGACCAACGACUAUUUCAGCACUCACGACGUGAUGCCGUGGCUGCUGCACGGCGACCACAAAGUAGAAGAUCAUUCGAAAGACAACGCAAAGCGGGAAACGAAACUCGACGAAAGCAAAACAAGAGCGCAGUCGCCCCCUCCAGCAUCGAUUAGCACCAGCCCAAGCGCUGACAUUGACCGGUUGCAGAAGCAGAAGUUUCUGUUGACGGAUUCGGCGCUUUUGGACAAGGCGUUUGAUAUUGUCGAUAAUGUUGUGAAUGGACCGCUAGAGAAGCCGGUGAUGACUUCCGACACGAUUCCGUUUACAACUGUGAAGCUUGGAAACAGUGACAGUCAAGAAUCAGAAAAAAAAACACCACCUGCUGCUCCGACGUUCUUUCUGCAACUUGGGUCGAAAACGGCGACUGCCGCUGGUGCAACAGCUGAAGGAGCAAAAAAGCAUGAACAUCACGGGAGGAAGGCUGAGAACUUGCGCAACAUGGCAAACGCGGCUCUGGAUGCGUUGAGUCGACAAAGUCUUCCUUCUAACGAAGCUGCAACGACACAGUCGUUGAUCACAACUUCCGUAGAAGAUGACCUCGUCUCCCCCGCACAAGAAGAGGAGCAGCUGCAGAAGCAAAUCGAUGAGACGACAGGAGACACCAGCACAACGAAGUCUGUCGCACUCCUGCAGGCAGGCGCAGAUGGAAGGAAUAGGAAAACGAAUGACCAACAAGCUGGUGAACAAGACAGCAUUACAUCCCUGCAGUCGGAUGAACAAGAAUCCUUUAACUACACAGCUGAACGCGGCCGCGUCGAUCCCUCUUUCGACCGAUUGCAAGCCGCUGCUAAACCACUCGACCUGCUGCAAGCGGCGUUAUUGUCCCAGACCACCGCGGCCGGCCCGUUCGACAAGGUGAGGCGCAUGAUUACGGAUAUGAUCGGCAAGGUGAGGACGGAGAUGGCUGCGGCGCAGGACAAGAAGGCGAUGUGUGAAUCCGAGGCGGAGAAAAACCGCAAGCAGCGGUCAAAACUCCGCAAGGCGCUGACGGGCAUCGACCAACAGAUGAGUGUGGUAGACAAGACGCUGCGGGAGAACGGCCUGGCGCAAGACGACAACCGAAAUCAGAUGGCGAAGUACGACGUGGCCGUGCAGGACGCGAGCAACCUCCGGGCGGAUGACAAGCAAAUCUCCGACGGGUUGCUGCACGCGGGGAAAACGCAGUUGCAGAAAUUGGAUAGGGUCGUGCAGAAGCUGCGGGAGCUCUACGAGGACACUUUGGAGGACAUCCAUUUUGCGAAAGAGGCGAGGGUAUCAAAUGUAAAAAUGUCUGGGUCUGGAAGAAUGCAACUUGUCAUGCUAAAUCUGAAGCAUGUAAAAAUCUGUGUUGCAUGAUUACCAAAAGUCGUCCAGUUUUGACCAAGUCGGGAGGGAGUUUCUCAUGCAGGAUAGGCAUGAGAGAGAUCGCGCAGAAUCUGCCAUGCUAGGUUCUGCAUUCCAGACCUCAUGGGUCAUGGAAAAGCUGCAUGACAAAUCGCGCACUCUUCCAGAUCCAGACACUUUUGCAUUUGAUAGAGGGAAAAUGACGAAUUCGACUCGGAGGACUUCGUGCGCGGAAGGAGUGCGGACGUCGGCUUCUCCUUGGAAGACGUCAAAGCUGCGGAGGGCAACGGAGAGGAAGUAACAUCAAAUCCGCAUGAUCUCCUGCCGACCUUUGCUGCGCCGGUUGAAGCAGUGGGGGGCGGCGUGUCAAAUAAAUCAGAGGGGCGUGUGCAGGUCGUGCCUACGACUGCGGCUGGUGUAGUAUCCGCUCCAGCGAUCGCGCAAAGCGCUGGCCUAGCAGCCGAGAAUGUGCAAGCGGAGCGUGGUCGCAGUUUGCCGCCUGUUUCGUCGGUUGUACUCCCGGUACAGCCGUUGACCGCUGCUGUUGUUGGGCAGCAGGCAGCGCCAUUACCACAGCAAAUCCUGUCCCCAGUGCCGCAGCCGCAGACAGAAGUUUUUACACCAGUAGUAGAUCCUCGUGCCACCUCUCCGUCGUUUGAACUUGUCCCCCUCGCUCAGCUCCCGAUGCUGAACACCAUCGCUGCGCCGCCAGACUUGUCGCACGAUCUCGAGAGAAUGCUCGAGUCGUCCAAUAGGCUGGUGCAGUUCGGAAACAACGCGGCGAAGAGCAUUAUCACGAACCAACGUUCAUCUGUACGAGGAGCAACAAUGCAAAACACACUGACAUCCUCUUUCACGAGCUUUCUCCAACAAGCGCAGCAAUCAACCACGUCAACAUCUUUCGCCGCAGCGACGGCACUGUCGCGAAAAGCGGUCAAUGAGAAAAUUGAAGACGAGGUUCGGGAAGAAGAACAGAACCUCGAGCGGGAGGAGGAAAACCAAGAAUCCGACCAGUCGAUUGGUCUGCGCAUCAGCCCGGUCACCGUCGACAGCUGGCGGCGGGCGCUGGCGCUGGUGGAGAAAGUCGCCGAGAACCAGAUGCUGAAGCUGUUCGUGGUCCGUGGGGCAGAUUUGCGCGACCGGGCUCUGUUUGACCAGUUUGUCGCCACGCAGAAGCUUGCGAAGGCGGAGCUGGAGAAAAGCAACCUGUUUUUGCAACGACGCAUGGAGAAACAAAAAACCUUGUUGAAUAACCUCAACACCGACCGGGAGGAGAAGCUGAAAGAGCUGAGCUACGUGGAAAACUACUCGCUGGAACUGAAGCAGACCUGCGCUGGACCCAGUGCGGAGGAGGCGAAAAAACGCAGGGAGCAAGAGAUCGAUGGUCUCAAAGACGCGCUCAGCAUUCUCAGUGGCGAAGAGGCGGCGUGAUUUUGCAUUUGCUGAGCUGCUCUGUUUUCUUUUCCCAACUUGAACUUUUGCACAUCGAGAUCGAUAUACGUAAAACUUCGCGAAAAAAAUAAAAAAAUAUAUGCAACUUGCACAGUUUUGUUUGCUG